AGCACAUUUACUAUAAAUAGAUAAAUAGCAGGUUACAGUAAAUAUAGUGUAAUAAGUCGUCGUCAAAGAUAGCACACGCUCCAUCUCAAAACAACGCGCACAGAUUUCUAGUGCCUGUGGGCUGAUCUCUGAAUGACGUCACAUCAUACGUGAUGGGGAUUGGCUGCUGCGAUGCACGUCGCCCCGCCCGCUGAGCUGCGUCACCACGCUCUGUUAUUUACCUUCUUCUUCUCCCGCAGCGGAGAGAAGCGGAGGUCAGGCGAGCGGUCGCUCUUAAUGAUGGCCCAGCGGUGGCUACUGAAUUCAAUAGGGGCAUUGGUUACUUGAUGUUUAUAUAUAUAUAUAUUUUAAACAGUGUCAGUGUGCCGCUGUCUGCACUCAAAAAGUAUAUUUUACUGGCUCUGGCCGCUCAGGGAGUCCGUCUCUAGUACGUAAACAAACAUGACCGCCACCGUCUCCAGACAGAGACACGCUGCAGUCGCUGCAGACUCCUCUGGAUCUUCCUUUUCCCUUACUGCAAGCCUCCUGCGACUCUCGAAACACAUCAAAUAUGAAAAUCUGGCAGCCGGACUCAGUGGGGGUGUUAUUUCCACAAUGGUGUUGCACCCCCUGGAUCUGAUCAAAAUCAGGUUCGCAGUAAGUGAUGGUCUGAAAAUGCGGCCCCAGUACGAUGGCAUGGUGCACUGCAUGAAGACCAUCUGGAAGCUGGAAGGGAUUAGAGGUCUCUAUCAGGGUGUGACCCCCAACAUCUGGGGGGCCGGGGCAUCAUGGGGCCUGUACUUCCUCUUUUAUAAUGCUAUUAAAGCGUACACGCAGGAGGGACGGCAAACAGAGCUGAGUGCUGGCGAACACCUGGUGUCUGCAGCGGAGGCAGGCAUGCUGACGCUUUGCCUCACCAACCCAGUCUGGGUGACAAAGACCCGGCUGGUGCUGCAGUACAAUGCAGACCCGUCACGGAAGCAGUACAAGGGAAUGAUGGACGCCCUCGUGAAAAUAUACCGUCACGAGGGUAUCCCGGGACUCUACAGGGGUUUUGUGCCUGGACUGGUGGGGACUUCCCAUGCUGCACUGCAGUUCAUGACCUAUGAGGGGCUAAAAAGAGAGCAGAACAAAUACAAGAAGAUGCCAUCUGAAUCGCUGCUGUCUCCAUUGGAAUACAUCACCAUGGCAGCCAUUUCCAAAAUAUUUGCUGUGGCAGUGACCUACCCGUACCAGGUGGUGCGCGCUCGCCUGCAGGACCAGCACAACAACUACAGCGGCAUCGUGGACGUCAUCCGGAGGACAUGGAGCAACGAGGGGAUCGAGGGCUUUUACAAAGGCAUGGUCCCAAACCUGGUUCGAGUCAUUCCAGCGUGCUGCAUCACAUUUUUGGUGUUCGAAAAUGUGUCACGCUUACUUUUGGGCGAGUAUCACUAAAGCUUCAGGUGCGCUUACACCGAAUGCAACCACGGACCAACUCAACACAAUAUACCAGGACUGUGUGUGUGUGUGUGUGUGUGUGUGUGUGUGUUAGAGACGAGCAGGAAUACCAAACAUUUCCUGUUUAACUCUGAACUCGACAUGAAUGCAGACAAAACUAGCAUUCAGCGUGUGCACUGAAUGAAAAGAAGAACCUACAGGUG
This is a messenger RNA of Cyprinus carpio (common carp), 1622 nucleotides long. RefSeq names its product solute carrier family 25 member 32a (gene slc25a32a). Gene Ontology annotation, molecular function: FAD transmembrane transporter activity; folic acid transmembrane transporter activity. Gene Ontology annotation, biological process: nucleotide transport; folate import into mitochondrion. NCBI's taxonomy places the organism in Eukaryota, Metazoa, Chordata, Actinopteri, Cypriniformes, Cyprinidae. The record is from RefSeq and is a predicted model, not a curated record. Gene Ontology annotation, cellular component: mitochondrion.